CGCCACGCCCCCGGGGCUGGGGGCGUGCCCGUCUGUCUCCAUGCCGGAGCGGCGCGUUCUGAUUGGUCCUCUCCUCGCCGUGGGCGUGGCUAACCCGCCCGCCCUCACUGCGCACGCUCCCUCUACAGGCGAAGCCCCACCCACCCACUUCCGGUUCCGGCGCCAUGGCCGCCAUGGCCGCCCCGGCCCGGCCCCGCCGGUAACGGGAGCGGCGCCGGCAGCGGGACCCGGGCGGCGCCGCCGCCCCCCCCGGGCCGGGACCAUGUCCUCGCGCUCCGCCCUGGCGGCGGGCAACGAGCGCAACGCCGACACGGUCAGGGGGGGCGGCGGCACCGGGGGGGACCGGGGGGGACCGGGAGGGGUCGCCAUCAAGAUCAUCGACAAGACGCAGCUGAACCCCACCAGCCUGCAGAAGCUGUUUCGGGAAGUUCGGAUCAUGAAGGGGCUGAACCACCCCAACAUCGUGAAGCUGUUCGAGGUGAUCGAGACGGAGAAGACGCUGUACCUGGUGAUGGAGUACGCCAGCGCAGGUGAGGUGUUCGAUUACCUGGUGUCCCACGGGAGGAUGAAGGAGAAGGAGGCGAGGGCCAAGUUCAGACAGAUCGUCUCGGCCGUGCACUACUGCCACCAGAAGAACAUCGUGCACAGGGACCUCAAGGCCGAGAACCUGCUGCUGGACGCCGACGCCAACAUCAAGAUCGCCGACUUUGGCUUCAGCAACGAGUUCUCGCGGGGCUCCAAGCUGGACACGUUCUGCGGCUCGCCCCCGUACGCCGCCCCCGAGCUCUUCCAGGGCAAGAAGUACGACGGGCCCGAGGUGGACAUCUGGAGCCUGGGCGUCAUCCUCUACACGCUGGUCAGCGGCUCGCUGCCCUUCGACGGCCACAACCUCAAGGAGCUGCGGGAGCGCGUCCUGCGGGGCAAGUACCGCGUGCCCUUCUACAUGUCCACGGACUGCGAGAACAUCCUGCGCCGCUUCCUGGUGCUCAACCCCGCCAAGCGCUGCACCCUCGAGGUCUGGGGGUCCUGGGGGGUCCUGGGGGGGUUUGGGGUGGUCUUGAGGGGGUUUGGGGAGGUUAAGAGGGGUUUUGGGGUGGUCUUGAGGGGGUUUGGGGAGGUUAAGAGGGGUUUUGGGGAGGUUAAGAGGGGUUUUGGGGUGGUCUUGAGGGGGGUUGGGGAGCCCGAGGGUGGCACGGGCCCGUCCCUGUCCCUGUCGCGGCCCCGGGGCCCGGCCGAGGCUCCCAACGGUGCCACCACCAAGUCGGGGACAUCGUCGGGGACAUCGUCGGGGACAUCGUCGGGGACACACGGCCGGAGCCAGCGCGGGGCCGGGCACCACCGGCAGCGGCGGCACAGCGACUUCUGUGGCCCCGCCCCCUCGGCGGCCCCGCCCCGCCGCAGCCCGCCCGGCCCCGCCCCCCCGGCCGAGGGGGGCGUGGCCUCGGCGGGAGUGGGCGUGGCCUCGGCGGGAGUGGGCGUGGCCCCGGCGCGGCGCGGCUCCGGGGGGGCGGGGCCUGGCCCCGGGGGGGCGGGGCGAGGGGGCGGGGCCGCCCCUCCCCCCUCCCCCCUGGUCAGCCACGCCCACAACCCCAACAAGGCCGAGAUCCCCGAGCGGCACCUGGACGGAGCGCCCCACGUGCCCCCCAGUGUGAUGGGCCGCAGGAACACCUACGUGUGCUCGGGGGGCGAGCGGCACCUGCUGCUGCCCAACGGCAAGGACAGCCUGCCGUCCCGCCCGCCGCCCUCCCCCUCCAGCCACUCUCUGGGCGGGGCUCACCUGUCCCACCUGUCCCACCUGUCCCACCUGUCCCACCUGGCCCGGGGCUGCUCCGCCCGCAGCACCUUCCACGGGGGCGGGGCCGGGGGGGGCCGCCGGGCGGGGGGAGGGGCGGGCGGGGGGGGAGGGGCCGCCCCUCCCCCCGCCUCGCCCCCCCCCUCCGGCCCCGCCCCCGCCGCCGCCGCCCCGCCCCGGCCCCGCCCCACGGCCACGCUGCUCAGCAAGAUCACCUCCAAGCUGACGCGCAGGGUGUCCCUGGACCCCUCCCGCCGCCAGAGCUCCAAUCGCUGCGUCUCGGCCACGCCCGGCCCCGGCGCUGCCAAGAUCCGGUCGCAGACGAACCUGCGGGAAUCGGGGGACCUGCGCUCACAAGUCGCCAUCUACCUGGGGAUCAAGCGGAAGCCGCCCCCCGGCUGCGCCGAGGGGGGGGGGCUGUGA
Lonchura striata (white-rumped munia) is the source of this 2215-nucleotide messenger RNA. NCBI's taxonomy places the organism in Eukaryota, Metazoa, Chordata, Aves, Passeriformes, Estrildidae. The record is from RefSeq and is a predicted model, not a curated record.